Molecule: messenger RNA, 3327 nt
Organism: Nerophis lumbriciformis (worm pipefish)
Lineage: Eukaryota; Metazoa; Chordata; Actinopteri; Syngnathiformes; Syngnathidae
Source: RefSeq, a predicted model, not a curated record
UCCUCCCUGCAGCUGACUUGACUGGCCGAACAAGGUGCUUCUCGGUUGAGUCACUCUUUUUUUUUUUUUUUUUUUUUUCCUCAGCAGGGCGGACUCUUGGACUAAACUUUGACUUUGACCUGCCGUCACCAAACCUUUUGUUUAUGUUCUCUCGCCGGUAGCCUCUUUUUUUUCUCGGUGUUUUGUUGUUUCUGUCGGCGGCUCCGGGCGAGGAGGAGCUGCGGUCCGAUGCAGGCAGGUGAUGGACGGCAGCCUCAGUCCAGGCGGAGGCCACAGAAGAAGACCUUCUCCUUUUUCUCGGCUGACGUCUGGUCCUUCAGAGGGAAGAAAAGGAAGCAGGCGAGCAGAGAUGCAGACUCGCUCAGUCUCUGCAGUCUGGAGAUCAACGAGUCCAGCGCCAAGCGCAGCAAAGCGGCGGUCUCCAGGGUGACGUCUCUGGCCAGCCUGCUGCCGCCUGUCAAGUCGGCAUCGCUGAAGAGGUUUGGUCAGACGCUGCAGCGCUCCAUCAGCUUCCGGACGGAACGAGUGCUUCCUCCUGCUCCUGCUCCUCUCCCUCCUCCUCCUCCUUCGUCCUCCGCCAAGACACGGGUGACGGCGGCGGCCACCUCCAACUCUUCUACCUCCACGACUGCCGCGCGGGCGUCCACCGCCCCGGCCCCGGCUGCCAAGCGUCGCGACAGCAAGCUUUGGAGCGAGACCUUCGACGUCCGACUGGGAGCGACGCAGCCUCUCAGCCCGAAGGAGAUCAAGAGACAGGAGGCCAUUUUUGAGUUGGCUCAGGGCGAGCAAGACCUGGUCGAAGAUCUCAAGUUGGCGAAAAAGGCCUACCAUGACCCCAUGCUGAAGCUCUCCAUCAUGACCGAGCAGGAACUGAACCAGAUCUUUGGUACUCUGGACUCGCUGAUUCCCCUGCAUGAAGACCUGCUGAGUCGCCUCUGCGAGGCCAGGAAACCGGACGGGUCCACCGAGCACGUUGGACAGAUCUUGACUGACUGGCUCCCGUGUCUCUCGUCCUACACGGCCUACUGCAGCAACCAGGUGAAGGCCAAGGCCCUGCUGGACCAGAAGAAGCAGGACCUCAGAGUCCAGGACUUCCUGCAGCGCUGCCUCCAGUCGCCCUUUAGCAGGAAGUUGGACUUGUGGAACUUCCUGGACAUCCCUCGCAGUCGGCUGGUGAAAUAUCCGCUGCUUCUCAGGGAGAUCCUCAAGCACACCCCCAACGACCACCUGGACCAGCAACACCUGGAUGAGGCGAUGCUGAUGGUCCAGAGCGUGGUGGCGGACACCAACAGGCGCACUGGAGAGUCCGAGUGUCAGUUCUACAAGGACCGGCUGCUCUACAGCGAGGUGGGACUGAGGGACGCCCUCAUUGAGCGCUCCAGGACGCUGAGUUGCCACGGAGAGCUGAAGAACAACCGGGGCCUCAAGCUCCACGUCUUCCUGUUCCAGGACGUCCUGGUCAUCACCAGGUCCGUCUCGCUCAACGAGCAGCCCGUCAGCUACCAGCUCUGCCGGCAGCCCAUCCCCAUCCGAGAGCUGGACCUGGAGGACCUGUCGGAUGGAGAGAUGAGAGUGGGCGGGUCCAUCAGGGGGGCUUUCAGCAACAACGAACGCACCAAGAACUUCUUCCGAGUUUCUUCCCACUGCGCCGGUCAGCAGCAGACCCACUGCUUCCAGGCCAGUGACGCCUUCAACAAGCAGCAGUGGAUCAACUGCAUCAGGCAGGCCAAGGAGGCGGCGGCCCACAGCGAAGACCCCGGGGGCAAAUGGGCGGGGGACGCGGGUCCGCGCCAUUCGGGGUCGGAAAAUGACCGAGGGAUGUGGGCGGAGCUGGAGGCGGGACAGCGUGGCGAGACAUCGCAGUCGAAGAUCGAAUCGGACAACGCAGAGAGACGCUCGAGGGGUGAAGGGACUGACCUUCAGGAGGAGGCGGGGCGGGGGACGGAGGAGGCGGAGCCGAGUGGCGCUGAAAAGAAGGACAGAAGUGGCCCAGAGAUCAUACAAUGCUGAUAUUUGCUGUCAAACUACGUAGAGCAGUGUCUCUCAACCAUCUCUUCCCCUUAAAUUGAAAUACGACUGAGAACCUAAUAAUAUUUAUAUAUUUAUUUAUUCAUACGCCCCACUAUGAGGUCCUACAUGCCACCUCGCUGAAGGUGGCAUGCCACCCCCUACUAUAUCACAAGUUCUGGUCUAAUGGUUCUAGAACUUUAAAGGCUGUGUGUAUUUUAGCACAAGCAGUAAUACUUGCUCAUAUUUCCUGGUAGAGCCCAUGAGUUUGAGCGGUGCUGCCACCUAGCUUGGGGCUUAAGUAUCGUUCAAGAAUGAAAAAAGACGCUAAUACUGCAAAGCGUUGAAAAUAAAGCAGUGAUUUUCAACCACUGUGCCGCGGCACACUAGAUAUUGUCUGGUGUGCCGUGGGAAAUUAUGCAACUUCACCUACCGUAUUUUUCGGACUAUAAGUCGCAGUUUUUUUCAUAGUUUGGCCGGCGGUGCGACUUAUACUCAGGAGCGACUUAUGUGUGAAAUGAUGAACACAUUAGCGUAAAAUAUCAAAUAAUAUUAUUCAGCUCAUUCACGUAAGAGACUAGACGUAUAAGAUUUCAUGGGAUUUAGCGAUUAGGAGUGACAGAUUGUUUGGUAAAUGUCAAGACUUGGUCCUGGGGUUUAGUUUUUCUAGCAGGCAAUGAGAGUACAUAAUUUAUUUUUUACACUAAUAAAGGACAAAAAAAAAGUACAAACGAAAAGCGCGCACAGUGGCAGAGAAACAACUUGGCUAUGAAAACAAAUACUUGCACAAAGGCAAAAACUAUGAACAACAAAAAACACUAACUGUGGCAAUAAUAAACAAAACUUACUUGGCAUGGACGAAAAGGAGCAGCGUGAACGAUGGACAUGAAAAAAAGAGUCAGAAAUGUGCAGAAGCAUAAAUGUGGGGAUGUCACCAGAAAGACAAACUGGAAACAAUGAACUUAAAUACUACAGACAUGAUUAACGAAAACAGGUGCGUGACUCAAAACGUGAAACAGGUGCGUGACGUGACAGGUGAAAACUAAUGGGUUGUUAUGGUGACAAACAAGAGUGCACAAUGAGUCCAAACGUGGAACAGGUGAAACUAAUGGGUAAUCAUGGAAACAAGACAGUGAAAAGCCAGAAACUAAAGAGUCCAAUAACUAAACAAAACAUGACUAAAACAAAACAUGAUUACACAGACAUGACAGUAAACGUAUAGCAUGUUCUAUAUGUUAUAGUUAUUUGAAUGACUCUUACCAUAAUAUGUUACGUUAACAUACCAGUUGGUUAUUUAUGCCUCAUAUAACGUACACUUAU